AUGAAUAAACGGUUAACCAGAAAAGAAAUUGAUGAUAUUAGUAUCAAUACAGUUUGCUUAAUUGAAUUGGGUUCGAAUGAAUCUUUGAAUGAAUCUUUGUAUGCAUCUGAUGCUCCACAAGGUAAAAUUUAUCCUCUACCUAUUCAUAAAGGAAAAGUUUACGUUGGAACCGCUACAUCACCAGAUGAUCUACAUUCACCUAACAUUGUUUGUUUACCGAAAUCUAAGUGGCCAGAUAUUGAAGCCUAUCAUGUCAUGUUUUGGCUACCGAAGACUCCAGUUAACCCAAACAGUAUGAAAUCAUAUGAAGGAUGGUUGGCUUGUCGCCCGUGUUUACUCACUUCCUCUAAGGGAAGUCAUCAGUCUACUCACAAAAUUACUGAAGUGUAUCUCAAUAACAAUCUCUUAACAGUACCAUUGAAUUCAAGUUAUCAGGAAAUGGUUUUUUGGCUUAAACCUGGUGAUAUAUUACGUCUUGGCAAAGCUAAAUGGAAACUGAAAGUUUGGUCAUAUUUAGAGCUCCCAUCAUAUCCGUCUAUCGGAGUAAAAACCGCUCAACUGAAUGGCACCCACAGUAGCAGUAUGCGUGACGAUAAUAUUGCAAUGAAUAACGAGAUUCCUAAAUUACCACCUACCGUCAUUCCUUUUAAAAACCAGUAUUUGUCUAAUGAUGCUACGAUGAUUGAUUGUAAUUUACUACCUCAUUAUAAGGCUGUUUCACCUUGUUUAAACGUUCCUCCUCAUAUGAAUGCAUGCUCUCCCGAACGUAUUACACAACAUACUUCAUAUUUAGAUGAUAAGAAAUAUUCUGAAAGAAUGAACACAUUUUCAAUGGGGAAAGGAAAACAGAGUGAUCCGUCAGCUAAAGUAUGCCCUAUGGCUAUUGCAAACUCCAUUUGUGAUUCAUUUUCAUCUCUGUCGUGUACUUCAAUGUCUGAAACAGUCUCCAGUGACUCGACUGCUUCAUCGUUAAAAGUUAUAUCUUAUUCUGACGUCAAUUCUGCACAACCGAUGAACAGUGACAGUGAAAAAACCGUUAGUAAGACUAAUGAUAAAAAUGAAUCGUAUCUCUCCGAUACUUGUCAUGCACCAUGCUGUAAUAGUGCAUCUGACUCCUGUCCUGGUGUCUGUUGCCAAUCUCAUCAAUUAUUGAAACAGUGUGAAAAUUCUCUGUCUUCUUCUAGUCAAAGGCCUAAUAUUGUUGCCCUUGUAGACUCUCAAUCACAUUUGAAUGAUUCAGUUUCUUCUGAACAUUUCCUUACUCCUAACCAUUCACAUUGUUCAUCUAUAACAAAAGAAGAUCAUACCUACACCAAAGGAAGUUCAACUCGUACUAAAUCUGUUUCUGAUCUAUUACCCUGCCAGAUGGCCUUCGCCCCAAUAACUUUAGAACAAUUAUUAGAUUGGAUUAUUACUAAACAACUUAAAUAUGCUUAUCAAACUCGAAAAACCCAUGCUACUGAUAGUCAGCUUGAUGUAACCAUUGACCUGUGUCCAUUGGGUCCAGCUAUGUCAGUUUAUUUAAUGUUGCGGGCAAUUUGUCGACAAUGUGAUCGUUGGGAAGCUAUUGAACUCAAGCAGUUGAUGAAAAUGUCUUCAAAAGGAAAUUCUGACGUUUCAUUGGUUCAGUUGGAGAAUCUUCCUGUGAAUAUGAAUUGCACUUCGUGCAUUCAACGCUCCUAUCAUAGGCGACAAUUGCACUGA
Messenger RNA from Heterobilharzia americana, 1704 nucleotides. Lineage: Eukaryota; Metazoa; Platyhelminthes; Trematoda; Strigeidida; Schistosomatidae. The record is from the annotation of a GenBank genome assembly.